AUGGGCCAGUGUGUCACCAAGUGCCAGAAUCCCUCAUCAAACCUGGGAAGCAAGAAUGGACACUGUGACCCUAGCAGCCAGUCACACGGCAGGCGGGGUGCAGGCCGCCAUGAGGAGCUGCAGCCACCCUGUGGCAAGCCAGGUGGAGAUAUGCUCAAGAAGGCGGAAGCUACCACUGAAGCCUGCCAGGUGCCAACAUGCUGGGGAGAUGCUGGGAGGAAGUCGAAGUCCAAUGCUGAGGAAUCUUCCUCGCAUAGACUAGAAGGACUGUUUGGGCGCUACAAGGAUGAGCGGGAGGAUGCAAUUUUGGAGGAAGGCAUGGAUCGCUUUUGCCGUGACCUGGGUGUCGACCCCACAGAAUUUCGAAUGCUGCUCUUGGCUUGGAAGUUCCAGGCUGCAACCAUGUGCAAAUUCACCAGGAAGGAGUUUUUUGAUGGCUGUGAAGGAAUAAGUGCAGACAGCAUUGACGGAAUCUGUGCACGGUUCCCUAGCCUCUUAACAGAAGCCAAACAAGAGGAUAAAUUCAAGGAUCUCUACCGCUUUACAUUUCAGUUUGGCCUGGAUUCUGAAGCAAGGCAGCGGUCACUGCAUCUGGAAAUAGCCAUUGCUCUGUGGAAGCUAGUUUUUACCCAGAACACUCCUCCGGUUUUGGACCAAUGGCUAAACUUCCUAACGGAGAACUCCUCGGAGAUCGUGAGCAUUUCCCAGGACACUUGGAACAUGUUCCUUAACUUUACUAAGGUGAUUGAGCCUGACCUCAGCAACUACAAUGAGGAUGAGGCCUGGCCAAGUCUCUUCGACAGCUUUGUGGAGUGGGAAAUGGAGCGCAGGAAAAGUGAAGCGGAAAGGAGAGGUGCACCCAGCUCAGGGCCCGAGAGUGCGUCUUCCGAGGAGCAGAUUUAG
This is a messenger RNA of Nycticebus coucang (slow loris), 903 nucleotides long. Its product is annotated as DCN1-like protein 3. Gene Ontology annotation, molecular function: ubiquitin-like protein binding; ubiquitin conjugating enzyme binding; cullin family protein binding. The record is from RefSeq and is a predicted model, not a curated record. NCBI's taxonomy places the organism in Eukaryota, Metazoa, Chordata, Mammalia, Primates, Lorisidae. Gene Ontology annotation, cellular component: ubiquitin ligase complex. Gene Ontology annotation, biological process: protein neddylation; positive regulation of ubiquitin-protein transferase activity. Bases 1 to 903 code for a protein of 300 amino acids. The transcript has a single exon.